AACGGGCUGCCACUCUCCUUUAAAGUAUCUAGAGAUGAGUGGGUUGAGGAAAAAUGAAGUCCGGAACUGGUAAGCCCAGGAGGAAGAGACACCUGCAUUCACUGCCCACUAUUUUAGCCCCCCAGUGGAGGGGAAGGGGCUGGGAAGAGAGCAGGAGGACUCAGCAUUAGACUGUAAGGCCAUAUCCUGACAGCCUAGUAGCAUUGAGAACUGGGCCUGAGUCCCAAAUAGGAAGGCUGAACGAUGGAGCUGGGAGACACCAAGGUCACACUAGGACUUAGAAGCUUCCCAACCACUGGGGGAGUGAGCAGGAGGAGGGAUGGGAGAAAGGUUCCAGUGGGAAAGGAUGUACAGAGGUAGUUCCCGGGUCCUGUUCUAGCCCCAAACCGGUUUUCCCGGUCCCGCUGCCUUCAGCCCCAAGGCCUCCAACCCGCUGCCCAACAAGCCUUCACAAGAAGCAGCUGGAGAAAGAGAAAGAGAACUGAGAGAAUGGAGUGGGCAAUUCUGGCUCUCAGCCCGGUGCUGCAGCUGGUUCCUUGUGGAGACCUCCCGACACGCAGGGCUGCUGAGGGGCUCCGGGGAAGUAGGGGAACAGCACUCUUCGAUCAAGUGACAGGCAUCUGCCCCAGUACCGACUGUGCCUUUCCCCAAGGAAGGUCUUGUGGGGGCUUACUAGGAACCGGAGCUAGGCCCUAAGCUCCCUCCCCAGGAGACUCAGUCCCAUGGACUGCAUUGCUGUCCACUCCCCAACUCUACCCAGAAAUCCUCUGCUCCUCCCAACGCUGAACUAGGACUGGGAUCCCGCUGUGAAUUUUCCAGACUGUCACUGUCUUCCGUGGCUGCUUUGGCCUCAGAUUUGGCCGUCCCAGGACCCAGCUGUGUGCUUCACAGCACACGCCACCGCCGAGGGGGAGACUGAGCAGAUAGACUCAGCCACUGGAGCGAGAGAGGGAGUGAGAAGACAAAGCCGUCAAAGCCCCAACAGCUUGCUUUUUCUCCAGCCCUGAGCAGACGCCAGAGCCUCGAGGUACUCCUUCCAUCUUGGGAACACACUAGUAAUUCAUUGAUAACAGGAAGUUAUGAGGGACCCUGUGAGUAGCCAGUACAGCUCCUUUCUUUUCUGGAGGAUGCCCAUUCCAGAGCUGGAUCUGUCGGAGCUGGAAGGCCUGGGUCUGUCAGAUACAUCCACCUACAAGAUCAAAGACAGCAGCGCUGGCAAGAUGACUGGGCAACCAACUGGAGUUGAACAGGAGAAACACUCCGAAGGCGAUGCCCUCCUGGAGUACAGCACCUUCAACUUCUGGAGAGCUCCCAUUGCCAGCAUCCACUCCUUCGAAUUGGACUUGCUUUAAGCCCAAGACUCCUCUCUCCACCACCUUGCCCUGUCUUCCCUUGCAAGCCCCUCCCUUCCCACCCUUUGUCCUGUGAAUCUUGCUCUCUCCCCUCUAUGGUGUUGAGGUGGUGCUGAUGAAUCUGCCAGAGUUGUGUUGUAUUUAUUAUUUAUUUAUUUACUUACUUAUUUAUUUAUUUAUUUAUGUUAUCAGUUUUUCUCAAAAGCCCUUAAGCCCCAAAGUUAUCCCCCCAGACACUAAUUCCAGAAAGAAGCCUGGUGGGGGGCGCCAGAGAGUAGUAUAGUAGUUCAAAAUGGGGGACAAUUUUUUUUUUUUUUCAUUUUAAUCUUCUUCAGAGAUUGCUCAAACCUAAUAUCCUGCUCCAGAUCGGUAAACACAAAUCUUUCUUCAACAGUCGCUGAAAACCCUGGAAGCUUUGAGAUUAUCUACUAUGAGACAGUAGGAUUUCUAAAAGGCUGUUAAGGUGUUAAGUCUCGCUGUUGGAUCUUGCUCCUUACAAUACCUUCUUUUCCUCAGAGAAAUCGGGUGUAAUGAAAGGUAUAAAACAAGAGGUGAUAAUACCUCAUGGAAAACGAAAAUAAGGGAAAGAAUUGAAUCGUUUCAGAAAUAACUAUAUUGUCAAAGGGGUAGUCCUUCAAACCUUUGCACUUUACAACUUUGCUCCUAACGCUAGCUGAAGGAAAUGACUCCAAUUUCAAAUCCUAAAAUGUAAUCUUGCUGAGUACUAUGAUAAUUUGUAAGGUAUGAUUCUGUUUCUAAAAGGCAUAAUAGGGUUUGGCCUUUAGUGUUUUAGUCUUGCCACCUCCUGCGUCUGCAAUGGAGAAUACUGAUCAAUGGGCCUCAGGCACAGUUCCUCAGCUACCUUGAGACCUUGAAAUAAUCACAUUAUGACCCUACACCUCGUACCCCCAUUCCUUCCAAAAUUAUUGCUGCUGAUCUGUGCUGCCAUUUUCUCAUUUCUUGAAUAAAGACAUUCAAUCCCA
Messenger RNA from Acinonyx jubatus (cheetah), 2335 nucleotides. It is a transcript of the gene MLLT11, whose product is annotated as MLLT11 transcription factor 7 cofactor. The coding region runs from base 1080 to 1352 and encodes 90 amino acids. NCBI's taxonomy places the organism in Eukaryota, Metazoa, Chordata, Mammalia, Carnivora, Felidae. Gene Ontology annotation, cellular component: cytosol; nucleoplasm. Gene Ontology annotation, biological process: positive regulation of mitochondrial depolarization; positive regulation of release of cytochrome c from mitochondria; apoptotic signaling pathway. The record is from RefSeq and is a predicted model, not a curated record. The transcript is spliced from 3 exons.